This is a messenger RNA of Gaeumannomyces tritici R3-111a-1, 4520 nucleotides long. RefSeq lists its product as hypothetical. Lineage: Eukaryota; Fungi; Ascomycota; Sordariomycetes; Magnaporthales; Magnaporthaceae. Gene Ontology annotation, cellular component: membrane. Bases 230 to 4135 code for a protein of 1301 amino acids. Gene Ontology annotation, biological process: transmembrane transport. The record is from RefSeq and is a predicted model, not a curated record. The transcript is spliced from 7 exons. Gene Ontology annotation, molecular function: ATP hydrolysis activity; ABC-type transporter activity; ATP binding.
CUUACUGUCCUCUUCUGGCAAACUCCCAUGCCGGUAAUUUCGGGAGAAAAACCCUCUAGGUCGAGGUAUCUGUAGCCCUGCAGACUUGCUAGCACUAGCUUCAUCAGCAAUUGCCCAUGUAUUUCCUCCUUGUCGGAUUACCCACCUGAAGCAGCAUCACAGCCUCGCAGCUAGAGAAAAGCACUUAUCGCACUCAUUCGCUUGCGUUUGCCCCAGAUAGCAGGCCGCGAUGAGCGACUCCCGACCUACGAUGGCGACGACGGCCGAGCCAGGGCCAGAGCCAGAACCCCGGAAUGACCCAUCGACGCCAUCUUGCGGGCAGGAACCAGCAACCAUGUCGCCAACGAGAGCGUAUCUGCGCGUCUUCUCCUACCUGAGCCGAGCCGAGCUGGCCCUCAACGCCGUCGCCGUCGCGGCCGCGUUUGGCUCGGGCGUCGCCCUGGCGCUGGUGAACCUCGUCAUGGGCGAGCUGAUCCGGGCGAUCCUGGCCUUCGUGUCGGGCAGCCUGGGCCGCGGCGACUUCCUCCCGCAAGUGUCGGGCCUUUGCCUGCAGCUCGUCUACGUUGGCGUCGCGCGCUGGGCCUGCGUCUACAUCUACACCGUCGCCUCGACGCACGCGGCCUACCGCGCCGUCCGCGGCCUGCGCGCCGACUUCCUGCGCGCCGCCCUGCGCCAGCCCGUCGCCUACUUCGACCGGGAGCCCGGGUCCGUGGCGGUGCGCGCCACCACCAACGGCAACCUGGUGCAGUCGGGCGUGGCGGAGAAGCUUAUGGUGUGCUUCCAGGCCUCGGCGACCGCCGUUGCUGCUUUUGCCAUCGCGUUCGCCGCCCAGUGGAAGCUAACGCUAAUUUUAAUCGGGGUCGCCCCGACGCUGGUCGUCCUCCUCGGCACCUGCGCCACCCUCGAAUCUAAGAUCGAGAUAAAGCAGCUCGACGUCUUCGCCCAGGCGGGUUCCUUUGCCGAGAACGUCCUCGUCACCGUCCGCACCGUCCACGCCUUUGGCAUGCGGCCCCGCCUCAUGGCACACUUCGUGGCCUACCUCGACAAGGCCAAGGCCAUCGGCAUGCGCAAGAGCCCCCUUUAUGGAGUCCUUUUUAGCCUCGAGUAUUUUAUCGUGUACUCUGCCAUGGGGCUCGCCUAUUGGCAAGGUAUUCAAAUGAUAUCGCGCGGAGAGGUUGACGAUGUGGGCACCGUUUAUACGGUCAUCAUGUCUGUUCUGACGGCCAGCUUGACUGUAACUGUUGUUGCCCCGUACAUGAUUUCGUUUCAGAAGGCUGCCACGGCGGCUGCCCAGCUCUUCGUCCUCAUCGACCGCAAGUCCGACAUUGAUCCGUUUGGCGAGGAAGGCCUGAAGCCUGCGGAGGAAUCCGUCCGCGGCGAGCUCGAGAUCGAGAACAUCACCUUCAGUUAUCCAGCCCGGCCGGAGGUCUCCGUCCUGGACAAGUUCUCGCUGCGUGUCCCAGCCGGCAAGGUGACGGCCCUCGUGGGCGCCAGCGGCUCCGGGAAGAGCACCAUAAUUGGCCUUGUCGAAAGAUGGUACGACCCCAAUUCGGGUGUUAUAAGGUUGGACGGAACGCCCAUCGAAAACCUUAACCCGAAUUGGCUACGAACCCAUGUGCGUCUGGUGCAGCAGGAGCCCGUUCUUUUCAACGGAACCGUCUUCGAGAACAUAGCUCACGGCCUUGUCGGUACCCCCUGGGAGAGUGCACCCCUGGCCGACCGGCGGGAGCGCAUCAGGCGCGCCGCCGAGCUCGCGUACGCCCAUGAUUUCAUCACCACGAAGCUCCCAGACGGCUACGACACUUUUAUCGGGGAGCGUGGGGGUCAGCUCUCCGGGGGGCAGAAGCAAAGGAUAGCAAUCGCGCGCAGCAUUGUCUCGGAGCCGCGCCUCCUCCUCCUCGACGAGGCCACCAGCGCGCUCGACCCGCGGUCCGAAGGCGUGGUGCAAAAGGCCCUCGAGAACGCUUCCAAACAAAGGACAACCAUAGUGAUCGCGCACAAGCUGGCCACCGUCAGGAACGCCGACAACAUCGUCGUCCUAUCGAAGGGCGCCAUCGUCGAGCAGGGCACGCACGAGGCCUUGAUGGCUGCGGGCGGCGCCUAUUCGCGCAUGGUGCGGGCCCAAAAGCUGACGGCGGAAGACGGGGAGAUACAGGGGAUACAGGAGGACAUCGCCGUGGAGCCUGAGGUGGCGGCUGCCGAGAAGGGGCCUGCAGAAGUGUGGCAUGGCGUGGUGGGAGAGAAGCGGGACUUGGAGCAACAUGCCCAACCCGCACGCACCUCGGCCGUAGCACAAUACGACUUUGGGACGGCGAGUCGCAGGAACAUCCUCGGAGGCGUCUGGGAGCUCAUCCGCGAGAGUUCGGAGCUCAAAUGGUACUUCAUCGCCAUCUUGAUUGGAUGCCUGAUUGGAUCCGCCGCACUCCCUGGGCAAGCGCUUCUGAUGGGGAAGAUAAUGGGUGUCUUCAGCAUGCCGCCUGAUCGGAUGGCAGACGAGGGAAACUUCUAUUCGCUCAUGUUCUUCGUCAUGGGCCUGGCAGCCAUGCUCGUCUACUUUGUGACGGGCUGGAUCGCCAACUCAGCAGCUCAGGCGAUGAACCACAAAUUCCGGCGGAAUCUCCUAAAUAACGUCUUGAGGCAGGACGUCGCGUUUUUUGAUCUCCGAGAAAACAACGUCGGCGCCCUGACCAGCCGCAUCGAUUCGACAGCUCAGGCCAUGAUAGAGCUCAUGAGCAUCAACAUCGUUCUUAUCCUCCUGACCAUAUUGACGAUAUUAGCCUGCAGUUGCCUCUCGAUAGCCACGUCGUGGAAGCUCGGGAUGGUCGGGGUGUUCGCCGGGCUUUCCCCUUUGCUCGCUGCCGGGCUUGCGCGGAUCCGUCUGCAGCUCAAAAUGGAUGGGGACAACGAGAGACGCUUUUCGGCCAGCGCGGCCAUCGCCUCCGAGUCCAUCCUCGCUAUCCGGACCGUGUCCAGCCUCGCCAUCGAACGCGUAGUUUUGCAGAGGUACACCGACGAGCUCAACGCCGUGACCAAGGCGUCUGUCCGGCCCCUGCUGCACGCCAUGCUGUGGUUCUCCUUCACACAGGCCGUGGAGUACUUUGUGCUCGCCUUGGGUUUUUGGUGGGGGUGCACGCUGCUAAGGGACGACGAGAUAUCGCUGUACCAAUUUUUCGUAUCCUUUAUGGGCAUUUUUUACGCCGGACAAAACGCCGGCACCAUGUUCACGUACACGAGCAGCAUCACGCAAGGCAAGGCCGCAGCCGACUACUACCUGUGGGUGAGGUCACUGAAGCGGACGGUGGAGGAGACGCCCCAGAACAAAUCGGUCGUGCCGGCCCGCGGCCUGGACUGCGUCCAGCUCGACGACGUGGCCUUCAGCUACCCGGCCCGGCCGGACGCGCGCGUGCUCCGCGGCGCCGACAUUACGGCCUCGUCGGGCGAGUUCGUGGCCCUGGUGGGGCCGUCCGGGUGCGGCAAGAGCACGGCCGUGGCGCUGCUGGAGCGUUUCUACGACCCGGGCUCGGGUACCGUCCGCGUCGACGGCCAGGACCUGGCCGCCGUCAACCCCGAGGCCUACCGAGCGGGCGCCGCGCUCGUGCAGCAGGAGGCGACGCUGUACCCGGGCAGCAUACGCGACAACGUCAUGCUGGGCCUGGCCCCUGAGGAGGAGGAGGCGGCGGCGGCAGCCGGGGACGGCGAGGCUCGGCUCGAGGCCGCGCUCCGGGCGGCCAACGCGUGGGACUUUGUGGCGUCGCUGCCGCAGGGCGCCGGCACGCCCUGCGGCGUCAACGGGUCGCACCUAUCGGGCGGGCAGCGGCAGCGCGUCGCCAUCGCGCGCGCGCUGAUACGGAACCCGCGGCUGCUGCUCCUCGACGAGGCCACGUCGGCGCUGGAUACGGCCUCGGAGAGGGCGGUGCAGGGCGCCCUGGGCCGCGGCGGCGGGGCGCGCGCCUCGGGGCCCGGCAGAAUCACGGUGGCCGUCGCGCACCGCCUGAGCACCAUCAAGGAUGCCGACCGCAUCUACGUUUUUAGCGGCGGCAGGGUGGCGGAGCAGGGCAGGCACGACGAGCUCGUUGCCCUGGGCGGCCUUUAUAAGAGGCUGUGCGAGGCCGAGAGCUUCGAGGUGGAUGGUUGAUUUGGGCGGUUGGCGGGUUUUGAGCAGUGGCUGGUUUGAGUAGGCAACCUGCUGGACUUUGCUGCUACGAUAAGGAAUAGGCAGGGUUUCUGAGCUGGGCUUCAUCUCGUGUGACUUUCAUAGUUCCUAGUGUAAACUUUAUCCCAUCCGCUAGCCGAGGUCCCUUUCCCCAGCCUUCCGGUAAGAUCCAGCAUCUUUGGCGAGAGGUUAGGUUGUAAUUUCGUACAGGCUUGCAAGGGAGUGAUUCGUAAAAUUAGUCAACACUAGUAACUGCGUUUUAUGCUCUUCAGCAUUCGCAGAAGAGUAUCUGCGCCCAUCAACGGCGCUUCUGAAUGACAGUAUCGAGGAUGCGAGAUUCAACUUGAAGCCUCGUGUUCCAUGGCCG